Messenger RNA from Lucilia sericata (common green bottle fly), 500 nucleotides. RefSeq lists its product as uncharacterized. NCBI's taxonomy places the organism in Eukaryota, Metazoa, Arthropoda, Insecta, Diptera, Calliphoridae. Bases 55 to 438 code for a protein of 127 amino acids. The record is from RefSeq and is a predicted model, not a curated record. The transcript has 2 exons.
AACAACUCAAUUUAAUAUUGAAAACAUAACAAAUAUCAUUAAAAAAUCUACAAAAUGUUCAAAUUUGCCGCCAUUUUCGCUUCCUUGUGCUUGAUCUCUGCUGCUUCUGCCGGUUUAGUGGCCACUCAUCAUGUUGUCCAUGAACCCGCCUUGGCCAAAGUAGGUCAUGUUGUUCAUUCUUCACCUUCUGCCGUAUCACACCAAAGCAUUACUCAAGUCCAUGGCAAAACCUCAGUUGUUCAACCAGUUUUGGGUCCUGUUGUUAAGACUACAGUUCAUACUGCUCCUCUUGUUGUGAAGACUGUUCAACCUGUUGUUCCUGUAGUGAAGACUGUUCAUACUCCUGUUGUACACACUUAUCACUCUGCUCCUGUUGUACACUCUGUACCAGUUGUACACAGUGCUCCUGUUGUAUCUGUACAUCAUCACCAUCAUUAAGUCCAUUUAUUAGGAAAUGUUAAUUAUGAUUUUUUGUUAAAUAAAUUUGUAAAAAAUGAAAA